UCUUCAACUCAUCUUAUUAUGUUUAAAAGGACGGAAUCGGAUAGAGAUGAAAUUGUCUUUCAUAGAGACAGGUGCAAUGCACCAACCUACCAGGCAGGAUUUGGUUAGAUAGUAAACUAGCUCUUCUUCUACCUUCCCGUGGUACCCUUCUUGCAGAGGAGGAAGAUGCAUAGGAUCGUCAAACCCAAGUUUAUUUUCAGAAGAAAACCUUUCUCUGCUGCUUUCUCCACCUCCUUACUCUUCGACGAUACUCAGAAACAGUUUAAAGAAAGUGUUGCGCAAUUUGCUAAGGAAAACAUUGCUCCUUAUGCGGCAAAAAUAGACCAAACGAAUUCAUUCCCACAGGAGGUUAACUUGUGGAAACGAAUGGGAGAUUUCAAUCUCCUUGGCAUUACUGCACCAGAGGAAUAUGGAGGCCUUGGCCUUGGGUACCUGUACCACUGUUUAGCAAUGGAAGAAAUAAGCCGUGCCUCUGGAUCUGUUGGACUUUCCUAUGGUGCUCAUUCUAACUUGUGUAUAAAUCAGCUGGUGAGGAAUGGAAGCGCUGCUCAGAAGCAAAAGUUCUUGCCCAAGCUCAUUUCUGGAGAGCAUGUGGGAGCUUUGGCAAUGAGUGAGCCGAAUGCUGGUUCUGAUGUUGUUAGCAUGAAAUGCAAGGCUGAUCGGGUAGAUCAGGGUUAUGUAAUUAAUGGAAACAAGAUGUGGUGUACCAAUGGUCCAGUUGCUGAAACAUUAGUUGUUUAUGCAAAAACAGACACAAAAGCAGGGUCAAAAGGAAUUACAGCCUUCAUUAUCGAGAAAGGAAUGCCAGGCUUCAGUACUGCCCAGAAAUUGGAUAAACUCGGGAUGCGAGGGAGUGAUACAUGUGAGCUUGUCUUUGAGAAUUGCUUUGUUCCAAAUGAAAAUGUUCUUGGACAAGAAGGAAAAGGAGUCUAUGUCAUGAUGUCGGGGUUGGAUUUAGAGAGGCUUGUUUUGGCAGCUGGUCCUUUGGGUAUCAUGCAGGCAUGUCUUGAUGUUGUUCUUCCUUAUGUUCGACAAAGAGAGCAGUUUGGGCGUCCUAUUGGGGAAUUUCAAUUUAUGCAGGGGAAAAUUGCCGAUAUGUACACUUCUCUACAGUCUUCAAGGUCUUAUGUGUAUUCUGUUGCUCGAGAUUGUGACAAUGGAAUAAUUAAUCCAAAGGAUUGUGCUGGAGUCAUUCUUUGUGCAGCUGAAAGAGCAACUCAGAUUGCUUUGCAGGCUAUACAGUGUUUAGGCGGAAAUGGCUAUGUGAAUGAGUAUACAGUUGGUCGUCUUCUUAGAGAUGCAAAGCUAUACGAGAUUGGAGCAGGAACGAGUGAGAUCAGAAGAAUGAUUAUUGGACGUGAGCUCUUCAAGGAACAUUGACACUGCCAUGAUCCUUGGUGGCUCUGGGCUUUUUAAAUGUCAAUAAUUUUCAAUUUCUUUUUUUUUUUUUUUUUUUUUUUUUGGGUUACAAGGCAUUGGCGUCGGAUAGCAUAGAGACGAAACUCUUGACAUGUGAUGUUCAAACCAAACCAAUUCAAUAUUUGUUCGUAAAAAAGGUUUAGUGAUUUGAAUUUCACAUGAAAAAUUAGUGAAGUUUGACUACGAAAUAUUCUGUAACUAAAAUACCCAUUUCUUUUC
Messenger RNA from Prosopis cineraria, 1638 nucleotides. RefSeq names its product isovaleryl-CoA dehydrogenase, mitochondrial. Gene Ontology annotation, biological process: L-leucine catabolic process. Lineage: Eukaryota; Viridiplantae; Streptophyta; Magnoliopsida; Fabales; Fabaceae. Gene Ontology annotation, cellular component: mitochondrion. Gene Ontology annotation, molecular function: flavin adenine dinucleotide binding; 3-methylbutanoyl-CoA dehydrogenase activity. The transcript is spliced from 15 exons. The record is from RefSeq and is a predicted model, not a curated record. Bases 166 to 1380 code for a protein of 404 amino acids.